Molecule: messenger RNA, 1736 nt
Organism: Nicotiana attenuata
Lineage: Eukaryota; Viridiplantae; Streptophyta; Magnoliopsida; Solanales; Solanaceae
Product: ultraviolet-B receptor UVR8
Exons: 12
Coding region: 159-1484 (441 amino acids)
Biological process (GO): protein ubiquitination; ubiquitin-dependent protein catabolic process
Molecular function (GO): ubiquitin protein ligase activity
Source: RefSeq, a predicted model, not a curated record
UGCCGUCUCAAUCACUUAAAUACGCUCUUUGUACCCAUCUUUCCUUUUUCUGUUAUCUCUUUCCUUUUCUCCAUAUUAUUACUGAACCAGAAGCUUACUAUCUAUUUUCAACCUUUUCUUCUCUGAAAAUUCAGAGACACAGAGCAGAGGUAAAAGAAAUGGCUGCUGACGGGAGUAGUGAAAGAGCAGUGAGUCGAAAAGUGCUUCAGAUCUCCGCUGGUGCUAGUCAUUCCGUUGCUCUUCUAUCUGCAAAUGUCGUUGUCUCAUGGGGAAGGGGAGAGGAUGGACAACUCGGCCUUGGGGAUGCUGAAGAUCGAUUUUCUCCAACUCAGGUCAGUGCAUUGGAUGAGCAGCAAAUAGUAUCUGUCACUUGUGGAGCUGAUCAUGCAACUGCUUACUCUGAGGCCCUCAAGCAAGUCUAUAGCUGGGGAUGGGGUGAUUUUGGGAGAUUGGGUCAUGGAAACUCCAGUGACUUGUUCACUCCUCAACCAAUAAAAGCACUGCAUGGUAUAUGCAUUAAGCAGAUUGCAUGUGGGGACAGCCAUUGUCUUGCUGUGACAAUGGAAGGCGAAGUGCAGAGUUGGGGGAGAAAUCAAAAUGGCCAACUAGGCCUUGGCACCACAGAGGACUCUCUUGUGCCUCAAAAGAUUGAAGCUUUCAAGGGAAUACCUGUAAAAAUGGUUGCUGCUGGUGCCGAACAUACAGCUGCUGUUACAGAAGAUGGUGAACUUUAUGGUUGGGGUUGGGGUCGAUAUGGUAAUCUGGGGUUAGGUGACCGAAAUGAUCGCUUGGUUCCAGUAAAAGUUUCAGCUACUGUGGGAGAAAAGAUGUUCAAGGUUGCAUGCGGUUGGCGGCACACUAUCUGUGUUUCCUCUUCUGGUGCUUUGUAUACAUAUGGUUGGAGCAAAUAUGGUCAACUAGGACAUGGUGAUUUUGAGGAUCAUCUUUUCCCUCAUAAGGUUCAAGCUUUGCAUGGCAGUUUUACUUCUCAGAUAUCAGGUGGUUGGAGGCAUACCAUGGCGCUUACUGCUGAUGGAGAACUUUAUGGUUGGGGUUGGAACAAGUUUGGACAAGUUGGUGUUGGUGACAAUGUUGAUCAUUGUUCACCUGUACAAGUGAAAUUUCCACAUGAUCAGAAAGUAAUUCUGAUUUCAUGCGGAUGGAGGCACACACUUGCUGUUACAGAAAGACAGAAUGUCUUUUCCUGGGGAAGAGGUACAAAUGGUCAGCUAGGUCAUGGGGAGUCUGUUGAUAGGAAUGUCCCAAGGAUAAUAGAAGCAUUAAGUGUUGAUGGAUCAAGUGGACAACAAAUCGGGUCUUCGACUUUUGACCCAUCAGCAGCUGAAAAAUCUUGGGUUUCACCUACAGAGAGAUAUGCUGUUGUUCCAAAUGAAAAUGUGCCCAAGCAAACAGUGACUUCAGUAAAAGGGAACGGAAACGACGUAAAUGUGCCUGAAAAUGAUGUGAAAAGGAUACGGCUAUGAGAUUUUUAGUGUAUGCAUGUAACAGUUUCACGUUUGCUGGUGGACUUUCUGCACUGAUAUCUGCUUUUCAAAUAAUAGUAUACCUCUAUUUAAGUCGCUAGGAAACGGGCUAUGCAGAUCUGCAUUUCUUUUUAUGAUUUUCUACAUGUCUUCGGGUGUGAUUACUGGUUUUAGAACAAGUAAAAUUGAAAGUGCUAUAUAUUCUUGCACGAAGACACAUGAAAUGAAGUUUUGAUCACCAAUUGUGUUUGA